Messenger RNA from Dipodomys ordii (Ord's kangaroo rat), 5997 nucleotides. RefSeq names its product adhesion G protein-coupled receptor B1 (gene Adgrb1). Gene Ontology annotation, biological process: G protein-coupled receptor signaling pathway; cell surface receptor signaling pathway; negative regulation of angiogenesis. Gene Ontology annotation, cellular component: plasma membrane. The transcript is spliced from 34 exons. Gene Ontology annotation, molecular function: G protein-coupled receptor activity. NCBI's taxonomy places the organism in Eukaryota, Metazoa, Chordata, Mammalia, Rodentia, Heteromyidae. Bases 31 to 5439 code for a protein of 1802 amino acids. The record is from RefSeq and is a predicted model, not a curated record.
CGCGGAUCCCUGGCGGCCCCGUGAGCUAGGAUGAGGGGCCAGGCCGCCGCCCCGGGCCCCCGCUGGAUCCUCACUCCGCUGCUGUCGCUGCUGCUGCUGGGGCACUGGGUGCGUGUGGCUGCCGGGGCGGACGUGGGGCCCGGGGCUGAGACCUGUGCGACGCUGGUGCAGGGCAAGUUCUUCGGCUACUUCUCCGCGGCUGCCGUGUUCCCAGCCAACGCCUCGCGCUGCUCCUGGACCCUGCGGAACCCGGACCCUCGGCGUUACACGCUCUACAUGAAAGUGGCCAAGGCAGCUGCGCCCUGCACGGGCCCCGGCCGCGUCCGCACCUACCAGUUCGACUCUUUCCUCGAGUCCACACGCACCUACCUGGGCGUGGAGAGCUUCGACGAGGUGCUGCGGCUCUGUGACCCCUCGGCGCCCCUAGCCUUCCUGCAGGCCAGCAAGCAGUUCCUGCAGAUGCAGCAUCAGCAGCCGCCCCAGGACAACCAGCUGGGGGUCCUGAGCGGGCCCCGCGGGCCCGGAGACGACUUCUCGGUGGAGUACCUGGUGGUGGGCAACCGGAACCCCAGCCGGGCCGCCUGCCAGAUGCUGUGCCGCUGGCUGGAUGCCUGUCUGGCCGGCAGCCGCAGCUCGCACCCCUGCGGAAUCAUGCAGACCCCCUGCGCCUGCCUGGGGGGUGACGCUGGAGACCCUGCCGCCAGCCCCCUGGUCCCCCGUGGGGACGUCUGUUUGAGGGAUGGUGUGGCUGGGGGCCCCGAAAACUGCCUUACCAGCCUGACGCAGGACCGUGGUGGGCACAGCGCAGCAGGUGGCUGGAAGCUGUGGUCGCUGUGGGGCGAGUGCACGCGGGACUGCGGGGGAGGCCUGCAGACGCGCACGCGCACCUGCCUGCCUGCGGCGGGCGUGGAGGGCGGCGGCUGCGAGGGGGUGCUGGAGGAAGGGCGCCUGUGCAACCGCAAGGCCUGCGGCCCCGCGGGGCGCACGAGCUCCAGGAGCCAGUCCCUGCGGUCCACGGACGCCCGGCGGCGCGACGAGCUGGGAGACGAGCUGCAGCAGUUCGGAUUCCCCUCCCCGCAGACCGGUGACCCGGCGGCCGAGGAGUGGUCCCCGUGGAGCGUGUGCUCCAGCACCUGCGGCGAGGGCUGGCAGACCCGCACGCGCUUCUGCGUGUCGUCCUCCUACAGCACGCAGUGCAGCGGGCCCUUGCGGGAGCAGCGGCUGUGCAACAACUCCGCAGUGUGUCCAGUGCAUGGUGCCUGGGACGAAUGGUCACCCUGGAGUCUCUGCUCCAGCACCUGUGGCCGCGGCUUCCGGGACCGAACGCGCACCUGCAGGCCCCCACAGUUUGGAGGCAACCCCUGUGAGGGGCCUGAGAAACAAACCAAGUUCUGCAACAUUGCUCUGUGCCCUGUGGAUGGAAACUGGAACGAAUGGUCGAGCUGGAGCGCCUGCUCCGCCAGCUGCUCCCAGGGCCGGCAGCAGCGCACCCGGGAGUGCAAUGGCCCCUCUUACGGGGGCGCCGAGUGCCAGGGCCACUGGGUGGAGACUCGAGACUGCUUCCUGCAGCAGUGUCCAGUCGAUGGCAAGUGGCAGGCCUGGGCAUCGUGGGGAGGCUGCAGCGUCACGUGUGGGGGUGGCAGCCAGCGACGAGAACGUCUCUGCUCUGGGCCCUUCUUCGGUGGAGCAGCCUGCCAGGGCCCUCAGGAUGAGUACCGGCAGUGUGGCACUCACCGGUGUCCUGAGCCCCAUGAGAUCUGUGAUGAGGACGGUUUUGGAGCAGUGGUCUGGAAGGAGACUCCAGCUGGAGAGGUGGCUACAGCCCGGUGUCCUCGCAACGCUACAGGCCUCAUCCUGCGCCGCUGUGAGCUGGACGAGGAGGGCAUCGCCUACUGGGAGCCGCCCACCUACAUCCGCUGUGUCUCCAUCGACUACCGCAACAUCCAGAUGAUGACCCGUGAGCACCUGGCCAAGGCUCAGCGUGGGCUGCCAGGGGAGGGAGUGUCGGAGGUCAUCCAGACGCUGGUGGAGAUCUCCCAGGAUGGGACCAGCUACAGUGGGGAUCUGCUGUCCACCAUUGACGUCCUGAGGAACAUGACUGAGAUCUUCCGGAGGGCCUACUACAGCCCCACCCCCGGGGACGUGCAGAACUUUGUGCAGAUCCUUAGCAACCUGCUGGCGGAGGAAAACCGGGACAAGUGGGAGGAGGCACAGCUGAUGGGCCCCAACGCCAAAGAGCUCUUCCGGCUGGUGGAAGACUUUGUGGACGUCAUUGGCUUCCGCAUGAAGGACUUGAGGGACGCAUACCAGGUGACAGACAACCUGGUGCUUAGCAUCCACAAGCUGCCAGCCAGCGGGGCCACCGACAUCAGCUUCCCCAUGAAGGGCUGGCGGGCCACGGGCGACUGGGCCAAGGUACCGGAGGACAGAGUCACUGUGUCCAAGAGUGUCUUCUCCACAGGGCUGGCAGAGGCGGAUGACUCGUCUGUGUUCGUGGUUGGCACUGUGCUGUACCGGAACCUGGGCAGCUUUCUGGCCCUGCAGAGGAACACGACUGUCCUCAACUCCAAGGUCAUCUCGGUGACGGUGAAGCCUCCUCCUCGCUCCCUGCUCACGCCCUUGGAAAUCGAGUUUGCCCACAUGUACAAUGGCACCACCAACCAGACCUGUAUCCUGUGGGACGAGACAGACAUCUCUUCACCUCAUGGCCGAUGGUCACUUUCUCCCAAGAGGAAGGCCUGGCCUGCUGCUGCCAGUGUACCCAGGCGGGUUUGUGACGUUUGGACCUGUGCCUGUGCCCUGGUGGAGAAGGAUCCAGGCAUCCGGGGCAGUGCUGAUUUGACUCCGCAGCUGCACCCCGGGCUCAGCUCCCCACUCCUCGUGUCCGUGACUCUGUCGCCCUGUGUGGUGGCCCGCAGGCAGUGUUCGGUGACCUGGAGUCGUGUUAAUGGUGUAGCAGUGCUGGAUCUGGUGCGGAAUGGUGAUGACUCUGGCAAUGGCUCUGUAAUGGCCAUGGUAGAUGUGGCUUCGUUGGUGCUGGGUGUGGUGGUGGCGGUGGCGGUGGUGGUAAUCUUGUGGCUCAAGGCUGGUGAUGGUGGCGGUGCUGUUGGUGUAACAAUGUUCGUGAUGGCGGUGGUAGUCGUACUGGUGCUGGUGGUGCUGGUGCUGGUGUUGUCAUUCAUGGGAUUGGAGGGGAGCCGGUGUCCCAUGCCCCAGAGGACGCCCUGUGAGUCAUUCACACUGGAGUGUGAAUUAGCCCAUCAAAUCCAAGGGGACCCCAGCAGUGCACAGUCCCAUAAUAGCACCCACUCCGUGGGCUGGCAGGCAGCAUCACGAUGCAGAGAAGGCUCCCGCUUGGUGGACAGGAGGCUGGGCCUCCGUUUCUCCUGGGUGAGGGCACACGGGGUGGAGGAUCCGGCCCCAGAGGCCCGCCACUGUGCGGCGCGGUACCUGGCAGGUGUCCACCCGGCCGCGUUGCUGUCACAGAGGACCAUGGAGAAGGCCGCCGUGCCGUCGGUGACGCUGAUCGUGGGCUGCGGUGUGUCCUCGCUCACCCUGCUCAUGCUGGUCAUCAUCUACGUGUCCGUGUGGAGGUACAUCCGCUCCGAGCGCUCUGUCAUCCUCAUCAACUUCUGCUUGUCCAUCAUCUCCUCCAACGCUCUCAUCCUCAUCGGGCAGACCCAGACCCGCAACAAGGUGGUGUGCACGCUGGUGGCGGCCUUCCUGCACUUCUUCUUCCUGUCCUCCUUCUGCUGGGUGCUCACCGAGGCCUGGCAGUCCUACAUGGCUGUCACCGGCCGCCUCCGGAGCCGGCUCGUCCGCAAGCGCUUCCUCUGCCUGGGCUGGGGGCUCCCUGCGCUGGUGGUGGCCAUCUCUGUGGGAUUCACCAAGGCCAAAGGCUACAGCACCAUGAACUACUGCUGGCUCUCGCUGGAGGGGGGACUGCUCUAUGCCUUCGUGGGACCUGCUGCCGCCGUCGUGCUGGUGAACAUGGUCAUCGGGAUCCUGGUCUUCAACAAGCUCGUGUCCAAAGAUGGCAUCACGGACAAGAAGCUGAAGGAGCGGGCAGGGGCCUCCCUGUGGAGCUCCUGUGUGGUCCUGCCGCUGCUGGCGCUGACCUGGAUGUCUGCUGUGCUGGCGGUCACCGACCGCCGCUCCGCCCUCUUCCAGAUCCUCUUUGCCGUCUUCGACUCUCUGGAGGGCUUCGUCAUUGUGAUGGUGCACUGCAUCUUGCGGAGAGAGGUCCAGGACGCUGUGAAGUGCCGCGUGGUGGACCGCCAGGAGGAAGGCAACGGGGACUCAGGUGGCUCCUUCCAGAACGGCCAUGCCCAGCUCAUGACUGACUUUGAGAAGGACGUGGAUCUGGCCUGUAGAUCAGUGCUGAACAAGGACAUCGCUGCCUGCCGCACGGCCACCAUCACGGGCACGCUCAAGCGGCCGUCGCUGCCCGAGGAGGAGAAGCUGAAGCUGGCCAAGGGGCCGCCCCCCACCUUCAACAGCCUGCCGGCCAACGUGUCCAAGCUGCACCUGCACGGCUCUCCCCGCUACCCCGGCGGGCCGCUGCCCGACUUCCCCACCCACUCGCUGACCCUCAAGAAAGAAAAGGCACCCAAGUCCUCCUUCAUCGGCGACGGGGACAUCUUCAAGAAGCUGGACUCAGAGCUGAGCCGGGCCCAGGAGAAGGCUCUGGACACGAGCUACGUGAUCCUGCCCACGGCCACGGCCACGCUGCGGCCCAAGCCCAAGGAGGAGCCCAAGUACAGCAUCAACAUCGACCAGAUGCCCCAGACGCGGCUCAUCCACCUGAGCAUGGCGCCCGACGCCAGCUUCCCCACCCGCAGCCCGCCCUCGCGGGAGCCGCCGGGCAGCGGGCCCCCCGAAGUGCCCCCCGUCCAGCCCCCGCCACCCCCACCCCCGCCGCCCCCGCUGCCCCAGCAGCCCCUACCCCCACCUCCCACCCUGGAGCCAGCACCUUCCAGCCUGGGGGACACAGGAGAGCCGGCCGUCCACCCAGGACCCAGCUCUGCGGCUGGGACUAAGAAUGAGAACGUUGCCACAUUGUCCGUGAGCUCCCUGGAGAGGCGCAAGUCGCGGUAUGCAGAGCUGGACUUCGAGAAAAUCAUGCACACACGCAAACGGCACCAGGACCUGUUCCAGGACCUGAAUCGCAAGCUGCAGCACGCGGCCGAGAAGGACAAGGAGGCCCUGGGCCAGGAGGGCAAGCCAGACAAGCAGCAGACACCCAACAAGCGGGCCUGGGAGAGCCUCCGGAAGCCGCACGGCACGCACGGCACACACAGCACGCCGGCCUGGGUGAAGAAGGAGCUGGAGCCCCUACCCCCAUCGCCGCUGGAGCUGCGCAGCGUGGAGUGGGAGAAGGCCGGCGCCACCAUCCCACUGGUGGGCCAGGACAUCAUCGACCUCCAGACCGAGGUCUGAGCGGGCAGGCGCGGCCCCGCGCCGGGCCCGGAGGGAUGCUGCUCUGCCCGCACCAGCCACAGACGGGCGACACCCACUCACCGUGGCAGCCAGGCCCGGGCCCGGCGUCCGGAGGUGGCCAGGCGAAGGGUCGGCCGUGCUGGGACCAGCGCCAGACGCAGGACAGGAGGCGGCCCGGCCCGGCCGGCACAGGGUUCCAGAGGCAGGAAGGUGCCUCAGACUCUGCCCUCCUUGGGCGAGCCCCAGCGGACGGCGGGCGGGCGGCGGUGGACACGGGCAGGCCUGGUGUGGCCAGCCCUCCUAGGAUGCCUGCCUCGGGCUCCGCUGCAGGGGACUGCCUGUGGCCCGCCAGCCUGGCUCCGUUUUUUAGACACCCCUCACCCCUUGGGAAGCAGCCAGACCCCCCCUCCCUUCCAGGGCCCUGGACCCCUGCCAGGCCUGGGGGGGAGACCCCAGCCCCGGCCCAGGCCCCAGGGGCAGGACGAAGCCUGCUCCGGGAAGAAGCGGGGUGGGGAAUCUAUUUUUUCUCUCCUUUUCUUUUCUUCAAUAAAAAGAACU